Molecule: messenger RNA, 1299 nt
Organism: Anthonomus grandis grandis
Lineage: Eukaryota; Metazoa; Arthropoda; Insecta; Coleoptera; Curculionidae
Product: cyclin-dependent kinase 2-associated protein 1-like
Exons: 2
Coding region: 137-478 (113 amino acids)
Cellular component (GO): nucleus; cytoplasm
Source: RefSeq, a predicted model, not a curated record
UGACAAAUGUCAUAACUUCUCCAUCCUUACCGGCAAAUGUAAAAAAAAAAAAAAUAUUGCUUUGUUUUGUUUGAUUUAAUGUUUUUCUUUAUUUUCAUCUUAGUACAAUAAAUUUAAAAAAAACAUUGAAACCAUAAUGGAGACCGUCGAUAUUCAAGCGGUCGAGUCGAAACUGAGCGACGUUACGGUGACCGCGAUCCCAAUUUCGAGACCCCCCCAAAACCAUGGGAUCUACAAGGAAUCCCACUCGAACCAAAAUCAUAUCGCAAAUAACGUGUCCGUUGGUCUCUCUAGCCCCCAAGCAGGUAUAUCGAAAUAUGCUCAGUUACUGAAUGCAAUCGAAGAGAUGGGCAGGGAAGUGCGCCCUACAUACGCAGGUAGCCGUAGCUCAGCAGAAAGACUUAAAAAAAGCAUAGUUUCUGCAAGAAUAUUAGUGAGGGAGUGUUUGAUUGAGACUGAGCGCAGUGCAAGACAGUAAAAUAAACAGUUUAAAGAGGAAAACGGUCAGUGCUAUAAGGUAAAUGACAAAAAAGUGCCAUCUUGCAUGUUAUUGGUCAAAUCCAAUUCAUUGUUAGGCCAGUAACAGAAUUCAAGCUUAUUAUUGUUAAGACAAAACAUUCAGGGUCCAAGUUUUUAUUAUUAAGUAAAAGCUACUACUAGUUUUUCAAACUCUGAUCCUCUUUCCUCGAUACUCUUUAUUAUUAACUAUUUUAUUAGAAUUUGUGAUUGCUGGGAAUUACUUUUUAUACUUUAUAGCAGUUAGUAGAGUUCUUUAUUCAUACUUGAAAGUAGGUUAUUUUAAUGUAUUAUUGUACUAAUAAGUUGCACCACUGUAUAUGGUUUAAGUUGUCGCCUUCAUGUUUUGCCUCAUCGGAGGUACAAUUUCAAGUGAAACUUUCAAUUAUGGUUGGUGUUGCUUGAUAAAAAUUUAUUAAGUAAUUUGGUAAUUUUUUAAAAUAAUUGUGAUAACGUUGCAAACUAUAGACAAAUUCAGGAAACUUAAACAGUACAAAUAUACAUAUAAUAAUGUAAGACAUGUUUGUUGUACUAGAGAGUUAUUUUUUAUUGUUACCAUUGUUUCGAAUGUCGCACUUUAUUGCUAUACUGUUUGCUCAGACAUUAAUAUACUAGUAUUUUCAUUAUUUAACCAAAUAAACUGCCAAAUACGUAUGAUAGAACUCAGGUAAAUAAUAUACUUUAUGUCAACAAUAUGUACUAUUUUUAUAUUUUUAAUCGAAGAACUAUUUACAUAUAAAUCACUUUGUAAUAUAAAUUAUAAAUAAAGGAUUGAUUUCUUGA